ACUGCACAUCUUUCCAGAACGAUCUUGAUCCUAAGCCCUGAAGAAGCCACCAUCAUCUCUUUCUCUAUAUCGUCAAAACAGCGGCCGCAGGGCGCUCCGAGGCUCCAUCAGUCUCGAGAUUUACCUAUUCGGUGGUCCCAACCGUGUCUUCCGCUCAGCCCUGUCAAGAAGCCGCAUAUCCCGGGCUAUUGAGAGUAAGGAGGGGAGCGGCCUUGUCAUCCUCAGUCCUUCAGGCCGGACCUGAGGAUGAUAGCGGAGAUGUCAUGUGUUGGAACCGUCGCCAGAGAUCGCAAAGGAAUAGGUACCGAAAGCGCCAACCUCAAUGAUAAUCGCCCAGUGAUACGCCUGCCCGCCUUCGUUGCUCUGGUACGCGGCGGAUACUUCAAGAAUCCGUCAAACCUCGUUGAGCUCGAAUAGAUACUUCACCAAUAUGCUACCGUCAACAGCCCUCGAAUUACGUCCUACGGGGUUCCCAUUCUCUCAAAUGCAGUCGCAUCCUAGCAACUACUACCUGGGCUCUCAAGCCACCUCUCCAGAUACCGGCAUGCUCAUGCAGCCGGACACCACGUCUCAAUGGAUCCGAGCGUCAUUACAAGCCCAGCAGCAACAGCAUGUGCAACCGUCUCUUCAGGCCGACUUCUCAAGCAAUCUGCGACCCGUCGGCAUUUUUAAUGGCGGGUCAGAGAACCAAUUCGGCGCCGAGCAUAUGCUUCGAAGGAAGACACCAAAUGGAACGCUGUCAGCAGCGUAUGAUGGCACUCCUAUUGAUUGGGCAUCCCAAGCUCACCCCCAAAAGCACCUUCUUGCCUCUGUCACGAAUGACGGCAAAGGAGGUGCCAUUCAAGAUUCGGGGUUGAGAGCACCGUAUGGCUCCAUAGCGCAACCUCGCACCUCUCAUAUUCAGGACCGAAAUUUUGGCAUAUCUCAUGAUGCUUUUUCAAAACAAUUCAAAUUUUAUCCGUCGCAAUAUUCCACCAAUAUAGAUUCGAUGCUUAAUCAGGCCCCUGGGCAGUCAUUGCAAUUAUACAAGCCUCCUUCGGCGCACCAAACAGCAACUGGGUUUCAAAUGCCUUACCAACCGGGUCUAGGUCCAACCGCAUCCAAUAUAACCGGGCCCUAUGGCCCAUAUUGGCCCGAUGGCACGUUUGUUCCUUAUCGGCCGGCGGCAUUUCGAGACCCCAGAUAUCCUCCUCGCGUUCCAGAUAUCAACCUUCUUUCGAGUCCCCCGGUGUAUCCCGGACAGCGUCACAGCCUUCAGGAUGGUCUCGACUAUGGCGCUUUAUCUUAUCCCGAACACUGCAGUAAAUAUAGAGCUACAGAUCCGACUUCGUCUCAAUUGAAGAAAGGCGAGAACCUCCAAUUUGACUGUUGGGGAGAUGUUAGUGCACUCAGAAAAGAUGGAUCGAAUAGAUUAUCCACGGCACACUUGCCACUGCAUAAAGGUCAUCCAGGCGACGCCUCGAUACUUAUGGCCCAAAGUGCCCUCCUAACAGAAAAUUUGCCAAUUCGCGCUGGCAUCCAGUCAGCAAAGAUAGAAUCGGAAGAGGAACUAUUGGCAUGGGCUCAUGUUGUUUAUAGAAAACUUCUGGCGUUCCAGAAGGCGACAAGAAAUGAUAUAUCCAGCCAUCCUUCGCAUCGUCCUUCAAAGCCAAUAUACCUGAACCCUCCUCGUCGCCCGGGCCGAUCCUCGGUUGCGUCUGCGAACACUUUCAUCAACUCUAGCAAAGACUGCAAUCACCAGAUCCAGUCGAAAGGUGGAUUCCAUAAUGAGCCGACCACCAUACAUCAAAAUGUUUCCAGUGCGCUGCCGCAUUCAGGCGUGGAUCCAUCAUCCCAGCCAAGUUCGUCGAGACACCAAAUCAACGAGAAGCUCCCUUUUGUUGGCAAUUGGGGGAGCAAGGCCGAACCUCCCACUUGGGCAUCAUUCACAAGCCAUACAGGGCUUCGAGGCCCUCAUCACGGGAAUCAAUUUGGACUGCCGGCGGGGAAUAAUAAUGCAGGCGUAGUAGGGCUAUAUUCCGCUUCUGCUGAAGCUACAACGGCCCUGGAAUUGCUUACCACCCUUUGCCGGGAUGGCGGUUGGAAAUGGAUAGAUGGAAUGCUCCUUGGUGGCUGCCUGGCUUAUGGACUUGGUGAUUACACAAAGGCGCUAAGUUGGUAUCUGAUGAUUAUCGAAAUCGAGCCCAGUCAUGUUGAGGCUAUCUCGAACCUGGCAGCAACCCUCCUGGCAUUAAAUCGACGAGAAGAGGCAGAACAGUAUUGGCUUCGGGCAAUCAAGUUACGUCCAAGUUACUUGGAAGCUGUAGAGCAUCUUGUCGCUCUUCUCUGCGGAAACGGCCGAGCAAAAGAAGCCAUCUCUCUAAUAGAAUUCAUUGAACAGUCCCUGGAAGUUCCGAAAAAUGACAUGGUCCCAGAUUUCGAUCGUAUAGACGACCAUUUUAGUCGAAGGAGUCCUUCAUCGAGUAGCUCUAUAUUUGACAAUCUCGAUAGGGCAAUAUUUGAUUAUGAGGAUGAUGACUUGCAAGCUAGGAGAAUUCUGGAGGACGAUCGGCCAUUCAAAUCCACGACUUUGUCAAGCAACCUUGCUCUUCCGGGUUCUGAUAACGGAAGGAUUAUCGCUCUGAUACAUGCCAAAGGAAACAUGCUUUACGCUCUUGGGAAUAAUAUUGCAGCUGCAAAAGCAUUUGAAGAUGCAGUCAUGAUAGCUGUCGGCCACAGAAUCAAGGGUAUUCAAGAACUCAUAACUCGAAUACUGCGGGCAGUCUCUACCAGCUCCGCAUUUCCAUCGAGAGAAGAGGUCAAUGUGACCCCCAACGGUAUUGUACUUCUCUCGCCGGAGCAAGCACUCCAAACGGCAAGGUUACUCUUCCCAGGCCCUGGCGAAUUGCCCGGCUUGAAAGAGGCUCCCAACCAGAUUGCUAAGAAUGCUGCCAUUCUGACCACUAGCAACUCUCUUUUGUCUCUGGCAAAGAUAUUUCAAGAUGGAAUGUCGUCAAACAGCACAUCACCGAGACCUUCUUUUGGCGUCCGAGAUAUCCUUGCCUUGUAUUACUUUUCGCUUUCGCUCCAACCCAGUCCUUCCACUGCCAACAACGUCGGCAUUCUCUUCGCUAGUGUGCAACACUCAGUACCAACAACUCGGCCAGUCAACAUGAAUAACUCACAGCUGCCACCCAUUCCCGGUGUUGUGCCUGGUAGCGGAAUAGCCUUGGCUCUUUCAUACUACAAUUACGGUCUCAACCUUGAUCCGAAACACGCACAUUUAUAUACAAACCUGGGAAGCCUUCUCAAAGACAUUGGGCAGCUUGCUGCUGCCAUAAAGAUGUACGAACAAGCGGUUGCUUGCGAUGGGACUUUUGAUAUCGCAUUGGCGAACUUGGCCAACGCUGUGAAGGAUCAAGGGAGGAUUGGCGACGCCAUUGGCUAUUACAGACGCGCUGUGGCCUCGAAUCCUGACUUUGCUGAAGCUGUUUGUGGCCUUGCUAAUGCACUCAACUCCGUCUGUGGGUGGACGGGGCGAGGCGGCAUUCUUUUCCGAGAUGGAAAGCGGGAUCGGUGGCACGUUGAUGAGACCGGAAUGUUGAUUGACUCCGUGCCCUUGAAUGCUCCUAAUAUUGGCUGGAUCAAGCGCGUUGUCGAUAUUGUGGAGAAGCAGCUCGUUGACGGAGAAAGCUGGGGAAGGGGAACACUAUCCGCCACACCAGAGACCUUGCUCAAGCAGCUGUCGGCGACUUUUGAUCGUCAAGACGCUCUUCACAAUGAGCAGGCAUCUCGCCUUGGGCGAGCCUUGAGUCGCUGGGCCGGACAGCCGUGGGAAGGCGCAAGGUUGGUGAGGUUGAUUGAACGAGCAAUGAAGAGGAUUGCCUGGCAAUGGUAUCAGGACCGAUAUAUUCUACAAAGAGCGCGGGAUUUCUCGAAUUACGCAAGGCCACAACUUCCACCAUCCUUGGCAGUUCCCAGUGCUCCUACCGUACUUCCUUUUCAUACAUUUACAUGCCCUCUAACAGCAAAGCAAAUCCGGAUGAUUUCUCAGCGCAAUGCCCUGCGAAUAUCAACAUCGACACUACGUGCUCCCUGGCUUCCUCGAACAGUCUAUCCGCCGCCUGCGCCACCGGCGCCCUGUUUGAAUGUUGGCUACGUGUCUUCCGAUUUUAACAAUCACCCGCUAGCACACCUGAUGCAAUCCGCAUUUGGGUUUCAUGAUGUUGCAAAAGUCAAAGCGUUCUGCUAUGCAACAACAGCGAGCGAUCAUUCCGUACACCGUCAGCAGAUUGAACGAGAGGCGCCGGUUUUCCACGAUGCGAGUAGUUGGUCUGCUGAGCGUCUUGUCAGUCAGAUUGUCUAUGACGGGAUCCAUAUUCUAGUUAAUCUCAACGGUUAUACCAGAGGAGCAAGGAACGAAAUCUUCGCCGCGAGACCAGCGCCGAUCCAAAUGGCCUUUAUGGGCUUUGCUGGUUCUUUGGGUGCCGAGUGGUGCGAUUACUUGUUGGCCGACGAGACUGCAGUUCCACGGGAAGCGUUACGACCGUGGCGUCGCAAUGUUGACUUGGACGACUCCAUCGUGGAUGAGAGUUUUGGCGCAAGUAAUGAUGACUGGAUCUACUCGGAAAAUCUAAUCAUGGCACGAGACACAUUCUUUUGUUGCGAUCACAGGCAGAGCGCACCCGACGCUCGAGGCAGACAACUAGAUUGGGACGAGGAACAGGCAAGGAGAUGGCAAAUGCGAAAGAAGCUGUUUCCGUUUCUGCCAGACGAUUCAAUUAUUCUUGGGAACUUUAAUCAAUUGUACAAGGCAUGUUACGCUUCAGCAAUCUUUUUUUUUACUAUUUGGAAAACUUUUGUGUUCAUUACUUACGGACAUUGUCAGAUUGACCCAUCAACCUUUCGCACAUGGCUGCGAAUUCUGGCAAGAGUGCCCAGGGCUAUUCUUUGGCUUCUCCGAUUUCCGGACUUGGGAGAAACGAACCUCAAACAGACAGCGCUACUGUGGGCAGGAGCUGAGGUGGCUUCGCGGAUCAUCUUUACAGAUGUUGCACCCAAGCAUGAGCACAUAUCGCGGGCCAGAGUGUGCGAUCUCUUUCUCGAUACCCCGGAGUGUAAUGCUCACACCACCGCCGCUGAUACUCUGUGGUCAGGCACGCCUCUCCUGACUUUGCCAAGGUACAAGUACAAGAUGUGCUCACGCAUGGCGGCGUCAAUCCUAAAAGGCGCACUACCAAAGAGCCCAGAAGGCAAGGAAGCUGCGCGGGAUCUGAUCGCCAGAAGCGAAGAAGACUUUGAGGAGCGAGCGGUUGCAUUGGCCAGUGGGCUAAGAUAUGCGACCCAGUUGGGCCAUCAUGGCAAGGGCACGGGUCGAUUGGUGGAGCUGCGCAAGAUGCUGUAUGAGAGCCGGUGGACAAGCGCCCUGUUCGAUACUCGGCGUUGGGUGCGUGACUUGGAGGAGGCAUACCAAGAGGCAUGGCGUAAGUGGGUCGCCGGGGAAGGCGGAGAUAUUUGGUUAUGAUGGGGUGACGGGGUUGAUGGGCUUUUUUUUGGUGGGUUUCUUACUGGUUGCAUCAUCUGUUCUGUCGUUUUGUGCCUUGUUGCUUUUGGGCCUAUCGGUGUGUUAUCGGUGUGAUAUAUCUCAUAGGGAAGCCUAGAGGACAGGGUCAAGGAUUUCGAGAUGGGAAAAGAUCGAAGAUCCUCUUUUUUUGAUUUUACAAGGGGGACGGAUUAUGGCGUGUCGGCAGAUCACGAUUGGGCUCGAGCUUGGGAUAGAUUUGGGAAUUACUACUCCCUUUUGGUGUUAUUUCCCUUUUUCCCAUUUUUUCCUUUUGGGAGGUGUGCGCCGGAGACACAUUUUGCAGUAAUUACAUACCCAGGAUUGGAAAUCCGUUUGUCUUUUUUUGUUGUUCCUUUAUCUUACAUCUCCUUUGAUCUUGUUCUCUUCUUUCAUGUCUAAUCUUCUAUUGCAGUCCUAGUUGUUUUUUUUUUUUUUUUUGCCCCAUGGU
Xylona heveae TC161 is the source of this 5990-nucleotide messenger RNA. Its product is annotated as glycosyltransferase family 41 protein. The record is from RefSeq and is a predicted model, not a curated record. Bases 431 to 5503 code for a protein of 1690 amino acids. Lineage: Eukaryota; Fungi; Ascomycota; Xylonomycetes; Xylonales; Xylonaceae. Gene Ontology annotation, molecular function: glycosyltransferase activity; protein binding. The transcript has 3 exons. Gene Ontology annotation, biological process: protein O-linked glycosylation.